Molecule: messenger RNA, 1698 nt
Organism: Etheostoma cragini (Arkansas darter)
Lineage: Eukaryota; Metazoa; Chordata; Actinopteri; Perciformes; Percidae
Product: WD repeat-containing protein 31-like
Exons: 5
Coding region: 52-819 (255 amino acids)
Molecular function (GO): protein binding
Source: RefSeq, a predicted model, not a curated record
UUAAGAUGACGUUGUGAUUAGUCCUGAGGCUUUAGGGGCUUUUGCCUUUUAAUGUGGUUUUGUAAUUGUAUGCACAUUGUCAUUUAUUUCAGAUUACUGAUCUGCAUUGAUCCUUUGGAACUGUUUUUAUUGUGUUUUGUAGAUGGGAGAAAGCUGUGCACUGGUUCUCGUGACAACUGUAUGUGCCUGUGGGAUAUAGAAUCUGCAAAAUGUGAACAGAGACACAACAUUUCGAGAAACCUGGUGACUCAUGUGUGUUGGAUUCCUGGCAGCUCCUCUAUAGCUCAGACCUCCGAGGAUAAGACCAUAAGGGUGUGGGACAGCCGCGCAUGGCAGGUGACCAAUACCUUUCCAGCCAAGCAAUACAUCCAGACCCACUGUGACGUUUCAGCAAAUGGCAACUACUUGGUGUCCAGCAGCAACGGCUUUGCAGGCCAGGGGGCUGAAGCCACGCUUUGGGACCUGCGGCAGCCCGGCUGUAAAGUUGUGGAGUACAGAGGUCAUGUCCAGACCACCGCCUGCUGUAUGUUUCUGCCUACACCUCCUAGUGGCACAGCUCAGGUAGCAACAUCCUCCCAUGACUGUUCCAUUAAAAUCUGGGAUCAGAACACAGCAGUCUGUUUAGGGACCUUGUCUCUGGAUAGUGCUGGGCCACUAAUUUGUCUGGCUCCCACUGACUCCGCCGAUCUGCUGUGUGCCAGCUUCAACAACGGCCUCCACCAUAUCCAGGUGGGCCACGGCUCAAACCAGGCUCAGGUUUCUGGGGAAGGUUUAGGUGGAGCUGGUAGCCUGGACAUGAAAGUUGUGGCACGCUUCUGACAGCCCAGAAGAGCCUGGUGUGACUCGUAUGCUCAUAACCCAGACCUGCGAACGACCAGUGACUCUGAGAGCAGUAUCACGGGAUAUGGACGUCAUGUCAGUGUUUUUUUUUUAUUUUUACAAUUUUACAUAUUUCAAUAGACACUUUUGCUUUACUAGACAGCCAUACAGUGAAUAAUGACAGAAGAGAUCAGUAAGAAAAAGAGUGGAUGAUAAUGACAUGUACGGAGGAUGCACCUUUUGUCCAGCAACGCCACCUGGAUGCCCAUCGUAGCUGCUCUUCAUGGGGAAUGGUCUGUAAGUCACAUUACCCAUUAAUUGAUGAGACUAUAAAAAUCUAAGUGAUCCUGCUUGGAUUACUGCCUUCUUGGACAGAACCAGCAUAGCUGGGGUUUACUCUUGGUUUUGUACACCACUUCAGCUAGGUGGAUUUGACGAGAUGCUUCAUGUUGUAUUGCCUUUAUUGGUGGUGUUGACUACAUGUUUGGAGGACAGCCUAACGGGGCAGGAGUACUGUUGUGAUGUGGAAGCCCUCUUAGAGCAGGAAAACCAGCUAUUUGGUCAGCUGUACAAUGAUUUUUCCUGGGUAAAACUUAGUAGGUGCAGUCAGUCUUAUUUGUAAAACACGUUGUUUUUAUCACUAAACCGAGUAAUGCUAGACACAUGUAUGUUGAUAUGUAACCAUCGAUUAGUUUGUACUUUAGCUUUAACCUGUCAGGUGUUGGACCAAAUUGAAACUUAUGACACAAGACUGUAUAAAAAUUAGCUUUUUUUAGGUACAAUUCUAUUCAUGUUUUUUAAAGAUACAUAUUCCAAUAUUUUUGAACUGAAGCUGCCGAUAGCUGAUGAAUGAUGCCGAUAUCCAAUGUAUUUAAAUUU